Gadus chalcogrammus (walleye pollock) is the source of this 3991-nucleotide messenger RNA. RefSeq names its product calcium channel, voltage-dependent, beta 2a (gene cacnb2a). Gene Ontology annotation, molecular function: high voltage-gated calcium channel activity; protein binding. Gene Ontology annotation, cellular component: voltage-gated calcium channel complex. The record is from RefSeq and is a predicted model, not a curated record. The transcript has 12 exons. Gene Ontology annotation, biological process: neuromuscular junction development; regulation of voltage-gated calcium channel activity; calcium ion transmembrane transport. NCBI's taxonomy places the organism in Eukaryota, Metazoa, Chordata, Actinopteri, Gadiformes, Gadidae. Bases 1 to 1917 code for a protein of 638 amino acids.
AUGCCCAAGACACCCAAGAACAAGAACGUCUCCUGGACCAAACCAGUGGCGUUCGCUGUCCGUACUAAUGUCCACUACAGCUCAAGUCAGGACGAUGACGUCCCGGUGCCCGGCAUGGCCGUUUCCUUCGAGGCUAAAGACUUCCUGCAUGUCAAAGAGAAGUUCAACAACGACUGGUGGAUCGGGCGGCUGGUGAAGGAGGGCUGUGAGAUUGGCUUCAUCCCCAGCCCUGUCAAGAUAGAGAGCUCCCGCCUCCUCCAGGAGCACAGGGCCAAGCAGGGCAAGUUCCACUCCAGUAAAUUGGGAGCGAUUUCCUCAACUAGUUUAGGGGAGGUGAUUCCUAACUCGCGUAAAUCCACGCCACCCUCCUCUGCGUUUGACCUGGACGCUACUGGUCUAGAGGGCGAGGAGGCUCCAAGCUCCCCUAAAGCCAGCCCCAGCACCCUGUCCUCUACGCUAGGUAGAGAGAAGAGAAUUCCCUUCUUUAAGAAGUCGGAACACGUUCCUCCCUAUGAUGUGGUGCCGUCCAUGCGGCCCGUGGUUCUGGUCGGUCCGUCUCUGAAGGGCUACGAGGUGACGGACAUGAUGCAGAAGGCGCUGUUUGACUUCCUGAAACACAGAUUUGAGGGAAGGAUCACCAUCACCAGGGUGACGGCAGACAUCUCUCUGGCCAAGCGCUCGGUGCUGAACAACCCCAGCAAGCACGCCAUCAUCGAGCGCUCCAACACGCGCUCCAACCUCGCGGAGGUCCAGAGCGAGAUCGAGAGGAUCUUCGAGCUGGCCCGGACGCUGCAGCUGGUGGUACUGGACGCCGACACCAUCAACCACCCCUCCCAGCUGGGGAAGACCUCCCUGGCCCCCAUCCUCAUCUACGUCAAGAUCAACUCCGUUAAGGUCCUCACCAGGCUGAUAAAGUCCAGGGGGAAGUCCCAGGCAAAGCACCUCAACGUCCAAAUGGUCGCGUCCGACAAGCUAUCGCAGUGCACUCCUGAGAUGUUCGACAUCAUCCUGGACGAGAACCAGCUGGAGGACGCCUGCGAGCACAUGGCCGACUACCUGGAGGCCUACUGGAAGAGCACCCACCCCCCCAGCUCCAGCCCGCCCCAGGACCCCCCGCCCGAACCGGAGGAGGAGCCCCUGCCCAUCAGCCCCCCCCCUCCCGCCGCAGGCUUCCAGAGCGGAGGGAGCGAGCAGAGAGCAGACCGGGGAGGAGGAGGAGGAGGAGGAGGAGGAGGAGGAGGAGGAGGAGGAGUGGAAAGGAAGGCCUCAGAUCAUCAUCAUCAUCAUCAUCACCAGCAGCAGCGGCAGGAGAGCCAGGAGCAGGCCGACGGAGAGGAGGAAGAGGAGGAGGAGGAGGAGGAGGAGGAGCAGAAUGAGGAGGAGCGCCCCCUGAGGACAGACUCCUCCAGGAGGCCUCAGCACGUCCACCACCGCUCCUCCACCGGCCGCGCCGACCAGCCCCACCACCACCACCACCACCAUCACGGCAACAGCAGCCGGGCGCGCGGCCUCUCCCGCCAGGAGACGCUUGACUCAGAGACCCCCGAGAGCCGGGACUCCGCCCACACGGAGCCACGGGUGCAGCCCCACCCCCAGCCACACCCCCGACAGCCCCGCCAUCAGCAGGAACAGGAACAGGAGGAGGAGGAGGAGGAGGAGGAGGAAGAGGAGGAGGAGGAGGAGUGUGAGGACGGCGGUGGAGGUGGCGGACGGUACAGGGACCACCACCACCACCACCACCGCCGGGGGGGCGGGGUGGAGCGUGAGCAGGACCACAACGAGAGGAACAAGCAGCGCUCACACCCCCAGCCCCGUCCGCGGGACCCCCACCACCACCACUACUGUGAGGGGGGCGGGGCCUCCCGGAAGAGAGGCGAGGCAGGGGAUUGGUCUAGAGACCCUUACAUCCACCAGUGACCCAACCAACGACCACACACACACACACACACACACACACACACACACACACACACACACACACACACACACACACACACACACACACACACACACAGAAACGCACAAACACACACAAAGAUUCUACACACACAAACAACAGACACAACCCACAUAAACAUACAACACACACAACCUACAUAAACACAUACACACCUACAACUUAAACAACAUACAGAACCCCCAUGCACACACACAUACAACAUGGACAAUUACACACACGUGCAACAUACAGAAACGUACACACACAUUCAAAAUACACACACAUACAAAAACAUACAAGAUUAAGAUACACAAACAUACAUAUCCAUUCAACAUGCACAAACAUACACACAUGCAUCUAUAUAUAUAUAUAACAUUUUAAAACAUAAACAACAGUUAUAUACACACUCAGACAUAAAUACAAACAUAAAAACACAUGCACUUACAUAAACACACACGGAUUGAGUGUGACCGGGCGUCCAUUUUGUUUCCACUGUGCUGCUACUUCCUGUCUCCCCCCUGACCCCACCGAAUGCUUCCUUUGUAAAGACUGUUGCCAGGCAACGGGGAUAUUUUAUUCAAUAGACACAAUAUACUAAUAUAAAUGUGUGUAUCUAUGCAUAGACAUUGUGGUUUAUGUGUGGAUAUGCAUGGAUAUUUUGAAAUAUGCAUAUUUUAAACCUGUGUUUGAUAAAGCAUGAACAGAGCUGAACUUCUCCUGUGCUUUCUUGAUGUAAGGGUUUAGGCUUUAGGGUUGUCGGUCGGUUUCAGGGCUAAGGUUUGGUUGAAAGGUUUGGUUUCUGGUUUCAGGAUAGGGGUUUUAUAUUAGGGUUAGGUUCUAGGGUUUGGAUAUGGGGUUAGAGUUUCCUAUUAGGGUUAAGGCCCAGACACAUCAGGGUGGCCGUCUGACAAUGUCAGGCCAUCGGUGGGUGUCUGCGGCCGAUCCAGCAUGUUGAAUCAAGAGAUGGAGGCCGUCAGCCAGAGAUAUCCCUCGGAUUGGCUGUUCAGCUUUAGCGAAUCAAUGCAAGAGAGACGGAGGUGAGUAAAGCAGCAAACAAGGUCGUCAAGAGGGCACGCACAGAGAUUGUCUCAAUUUUCCCCUUUAUCUCAUCAGAUCAUUCAUUAUUUUCACAAAUUCUCGAUUAGAAGUAGCUGUACCAUGAAACCGUCUGAGGGAGAGUUCUGCUUUGUUCAAUGUGUCUAUAUCCACAGUCCUAGGUUGUCCCUUUUUGAAAGACAAUACAGACCACCGCAACCUGCUGGUAGGAAGAGAUAUUUCCUCUAACGCAGGCGCAGAAUGUUUGUUCUAGUUGGCCGACGGCGGUAGUCUUUGCGUGCAACUUUUUUGCAAAGACCCAGGCAACGUGUGGCAACAAAACAGACUGCCUUCGUCGCUGCUGCUUCUUUGACGUUCAGUGUGUCAGGGCUUUUAGUUUUUUUGGUUCUAGGGUAAGGUGGGUAAGGGUUCCCUAUCAGUGUUAGGGUUGAGGGUUCGGGUUUCCUAUUAGGGCUAAGGUUUUGUGUUGGUUUAAGGGUUUCUUUUUAUGGCUGGUUUUAGGGUUGGGCUUCCCCGAUUAUGGUAACGUUUAAGAUUCUGGUUUUUGGGGGUUGAUUUUAGGGUAAGGUGUUCCGUUUAGGAACAACUUACCAAGUAGUGUCAGGCUCAGGCUUGGAGUUUAGGUUUAGGUUUAACGAUUGGUAAAAUACCUUAUUCAGAAGCAUAUUCGAUUAGCUUCCUUUAAUUCGACUACUGAUGUGAGGACCAACCAGGUGAGUGGGUGUUGCUUUUCACAGAACAUUACAUUUCAAUUUCAUUGGUCUGGUCUGAUUCUUAUUUUCAGAUAUUUUAUGUUGUUUGUUGAUUAGGUAUCUUCAUCUCCACCUGAAGACAAACCAACUUCCAGCUCUGAACAAGAAGUAAUUCUUUGUAUUUUUCAAAUGGCUCCACUGGGGGUACAUCAAUACCCUUAAAUAAAGAAAACUAGAAAAAAUAUUUGUCUAACUCCAUUACCUCUACUUCAGUUUCUCCUUUUAUUUUCACCUUAGUUUUAGG